AUGGCAGAAAAGAAAGAAAUUCUUUUGAACAAAGUCUUGCCUAAAGCCAUCAAACUGCAUGCAGAUCGUCUUAAAGUGAAACGUCUGGGGGAAAACAAAAAGUCAGCAAGCGAAAAAACGAAUGUAGAUGACUGCCAUAUCUUUGGUGAUCUUUUGGAUAAUCUACAUGAGAUCCCUGAUGUCGACUUUAUGAUUUUUGUCAGUCUCUCAGUCGAUAACAGAGACUUUGCAAUUUGCAGUAAAGAUAACCAAGGGAGACCAACGUCUGCUGUCAUCAAAUUCGACGUGAAAGAGAUAAAAGCAACACGACAGUUUAUUCGCUUGACUGCACAUGAGAUUGCACAUGGCCUUGGAUUUGAAUAUAAGUUUAUGGACAGGCUGGGAAUGAUAAAAACUAAAUACAGCUAUCAACAACCUACAGGAGGAUUGGGCGCUGGAAAACAGCUCUAUAUGGUGGAAUUGAAAAACGCUGUUGACAAACUGAAAGAACACUUAAACUGUGAUAGUGGUGAAAUAGAGGGUUUGUACUUGGAAAAUGAAGCAGAAAGCCCGACACCCUCCCACUGGGAGAGGCGUAUUGCGAAGGAUGAGUUGAUGAGUACGUACAGUAAUAGUAUGGGCGUUACUGGUAUGUACUACACUAAUCUGACACUUGCAGCAUUUCAUUCCAUGCCCUUCUACAGCGCAAAUUUCAGCAUGGCAGAACCGAUGAGUUGGGGGAAACAAUAUAUAUGUGACUUGUUCAAAGGUAUAAAGGAUCUACAACUAACUAACUACCCCGAUAUGUUCUGCAAGGACGAUACGAAGGUGACCCUACAGUGCACCUCUGACCGUUUUGCACUUGGUAUUUGCUCAACGAAGGACAACCGUAAUAAGUUAAGUGGGAGAUACCAAUAUUUUAAGGACGAAGACACAACGAAGGAUGCGAAUGACUUGAUGGAUGGUGUUCCAUUCAUCAGACCCUUGAACGGCACUGCCUGUGAGGGUGGUGAGGAGGAACUGAUGCCUGGCAGCAUUGUGAGCAGUAUGUCACGUUGUCUGAAUUUGGAAACACCGAUAUUGAAGGACAAUAAAGAUGAUGUGAAAGUUCAAGCCGUUUGUGCGAACGUGAAAUGUGAUAAUGAUAACAAGAAGGUGAGUGUACAGCUCAAAGGUCAUGAUAACAAGGAGCUGAACUGGUAUAAGUGCGAAAACGAUGGCGAAUCAAUCCCAUUGGAGGAUUCUUUGUUCAAUAAAGGAAGUGUUAAAUGUCCCAAUUUCAAAGAAGUCUGUACAGGGUUGCCGAAAACUGAACCCACCAAAAUUAAGUUUUACAAUGGCACAAAAAUUACUGAGAGCUACGUUGAUGUGAAAGAUGAUGAUGAAAAUGAAGAACCAGCACAGGCUCAGAACACCGUCCGCACGGCUGGAGCUUCAGCUGUUGCCAAUCAGGGAAGUAGCGCACCCGAUGCACGACCCUCUGCACAACCCGAGGGACAACAACAUCCAAACCCCCAGCAAGAAGUUCAGGAAGUCGAGAAAGAGAUUAAAUCCCAAACGCUUUCGUUGAAACACCCGGAAAGUGAAAAUGCUGAGCACACCGGUUCGUCUUCUGUGACUCCCGGGAGCAACACUGGAAGUGGUGGUAAUAACAAUGAUAACGGCAGCAAUGAAGAUCAGAAUAUGGGGCAAGCACGUGAAAGUGCAUCUACUCGUGUUGAUGUUCCAUCCGGCCAGAGUUUAAGUUCUCCUCCUGCUGCUGCUGGUUCCGCCACUAUUGAUCCUGCAAACACCGUUACACGUGAAAUCUCGCAACAGCCUGCAGAUCAACCAGCUCAAAACAAUGAUAAACAAAAUGAAAACGAAACACCAGCCGAAGCUCAAGACCACCAGCAAGUACCAAACCAAACAGAAAACAAAGUUCAAUCACCAACCGAAGCAAAAGCACAAACGGAUGAUUCCACCGACGUCCAAAAUAAUACUCACGGAGAAGAGUCUACACAAAGAAAUCGCCAUGAUACUGCUACUACUUUUUCAUCGGCAGCUAAUUCCAAUGGCAAUGAAAGCACAAUACAGUCCCCACACAAAGCAAAUAACGGUGUUUUGAAUGGGACAAACUUAACUGAGGACCAAAUAAAAGAAGAAACACUAAAACAUACAAAUGUAACGGGUAUGUUGGGUCCUGACAGCAGCAUCAUGGUGUCCUACAUGGCCCCUCUUGCACUUCUUGUGUGUGUUGUUGGUUUUAUGAUGGUUCCAUGA
This is a messenger RNA of Trypanosoma theileri, 2241 nucleotides long. RefSeq names its product surface protease GP63. Gene Ontology annotation, biological process: proteolysis; cell adhesion. The record is from RefSeq and is a predicted model, not a curated record. Bases 1 to 2241 code for a protein of 746 amino acids. Gene Ontology annotation, cellular component: cytoplasm; membrane. Gene Ontology annotation, molecular function: metalloendopeptidase activity. The transcript has a single exon. Lineage: Eukaryota; Euglenozoa; Kinetoplastea; Trypanosomatida; Trypanosomatidae.